GACCUUUAUAUCCGAGUUACUUUGGGCAAGCAGCAGUUCAGAACACACAAAAUCAUCAACACGUUCCACGAAUCACUACAUGAGCGCUUUGAAUUCUUUGUAGCUGGAAGGGAUGAAGAGGAUGGUAUCACCUACCAGCCGGUGCUGCUCUUGACAGUGUCAGUCAAGGAGUUGCUGGGAGAGGAGUUCAAGAAGCCGCACUGGAAGGACAUUGCGGAUAUCACGAAUGCACGUAUGCUGUUGAGAAGUGCUUAUGCACCCUUCAGAGAGCCUCUUGCGACCCUCUCCUCUCAAUACAGCCCUAGUAAAGAAUUCAUCGGCGGAAGGUCGGACUGGAUUCCGGAAUCUUCCAAAGCAUUCCGUACGCAGAUAGAGAAGAAACGUGCUGUGCGGCUGGGGGCAGCUCCUGUGCAGCUAGCAAAGGAGAUUGAGGAGGAUCGCUACUUAUGGAAGGAGCUGCUUCCAAGGAGACAGUACAAAGCCUUGGUAUGGGUGACCAUUCAUGGAGCUGAGAAUUUGAUGCCCAAAAUCAUCGGUACGCGAGACCCUUACGUGAAGAUACAACUCGGAAAUCAAGUAGAGAAGACGACCCCAAAACUCAACUCUAUGAAUCCGCGAUGGGAAGAAACAUUUGCAAUGUUUGCCAGUGACGUGCUUAACGAGGAAGUUGUCCUGACGGUCCAUCAGGAUGAUGUUUCUCGCGGCUAUCAUGUUAGAGAUGAUGAGAUCGGGACUUAUUCUUUCAGCUUAAAACAGUUACAAUCCAUGCAAGACAGUCGAUGGACAGGAAAAGUGUCGUUGAAACAGAUCAGGACUGGCAUUGUGCACGCUACCCUUAGAAUGGAAACGCUCACCUGCGCGGUAAACACAGGUAUUCAACGAGAGAACUCAGGACUCGAUGACAAGGAUCUCCUGGGAGGGCUGGCCAGCCCGAUCCUCAUAUCUCAACCCAUUAAGAACAUCAAGGGCAUUGUCCAGAUCAAAGUGCUGAAAGCCAAGUGCUCGUUGCUCCCCGGGAACGAGCAGAAGACGCUGCACCCAUUCAUCCAGCUGAAGCUGAACAACCAGGUUGUUGACCCACAAGUCUGCAAGCCAUCUGACGAGUGGUCCCUUCAGAGUGCUGAAACUCGUGUGGUCCGCGGGACUUACGAACCGCAGUUCAAUGAGUAUUUUGAAUUCAUGGUCCGAGAUCCUUUUCUGGACAAGUUGGAGCUUGUCCUGCAGAGCAAAGACGGAUUCUUCGGCGACAAGGUGGGGGGAUGUAAGCUUCAGCUGUAUGACGUCUUGGUGGGCAAGUACGUCAAGAAAUGGGUAGAUCUCAAGUCAGAGUCCAAGACCAAGUACCUCGCCUCUCUGUUUGUAGAGACCAAACUUGCUAUGAUAGAGUGGGAGGGCCAGGAGCCGAAAGCUACUGCACAUUUCAACCAGCACAUCGCAGAGUUGGAGGCCAAGAGGAGGAUGGAAGAGGCCAACGCCGACAAGCUCUACGGUAACAUCGCUAGCGUGGACGAGGAGGACAGCGAGUGGGCGCUCCUUGUCGACCUGUCCAAGAAGGAAUCCGAAGGGCCCCCGGAUGCGGCCGCGCCCAACUUCUUGUUUCAGCUGCCAGUCCCACCUGUCAUGGAGGAUGGGAGUUCGCCUGACCUCGAAAGUGCCCAGCAGGAAACUUCUGCCGUUGCAGCGAUGGAAGUGACAGAGAAGGAUAAAGAUGCGUGA
Molecule: messenger RNA, 1716 nt
Organism: Guillardia theta CCMP2712
Lineage: Eukaryota; Cryptophyceae; Pyrenomonadales; Geminigeraceae
Exons: 15
Coding region: 235-1716 (493 amino acids)
Cellular component (GO): endoplasmic reticulum
Molecular function (GO): lipid binding
Source: RefSeq, a predicted model, not a curated record